AUGCGCUGUAGCUUUUCCCAGACCCUGGACACGGAAGAAGAAGAGACCAGUGCCCCUCCUCCCCAUGUCACGCCCCGGCGGCGACGGCGCAAAGACCUUCCCUCUGCGCAGUCCGAUGUUUCUCUUUGCCUGACCUUACUCUGCAUUGCUUUCCUUUCCACCCGAGCUUCUUACGACCAACUGAUGUGGAGUUUCACGACCCCAAACCUUGUCCCAACUCUUCUGCAGCAAAUGCCUGCGCCUAGCCCGAGCUUUUCUCUCCCGGCAUGGUUGCUGAGCUCACCGCGCGCAUUCAGACUUCGGUCUCGGCUAGGGCGAUCGGCCCCCCCACAUUCAUCCAUCCCGCCUGGUUUUCCAGCACAGGCGGUCCCGGGAUCAGGGGCCGGGUGGAAAUGCGGAAGGAAAAAAAGUUCAUGA
This is a messenger RNA of Colletotrichum orchidophilum, 417 nucleotides long. RefSeq lists its product as uncharacterized. The transcript has a single exon. The record is from RefSeq and is a predicted model, not a curated record. The coding region runs from base 1 to 417 and encodes 138 amino acids. Lineage: Eukaryota; Fungi; Ascomycota; Sordariomycetes; Glomerellales; Glomerellaceae.